Molecule: messenger RNA, 345 nt
Organism: Rodentolepis nana
Lineage: Eukaryota; Metazoa; Platyhelminthes; Cestoda; Cyclophyllidea; Hymenolepididae
Source: the annotation of a GenBank genome assembly
UACGUAUCGGACAGUCCACACAAUGAAGGCCUUAAUCAGGAGAGAAUUCAUGUCAAGGACACAAUGGAGGCCUUAAUCAGGAGAGAAUUCCAGACCUCCAAUGAAGGCCUUAAUCAGGAGAGAAUUCCAGACCAUACCAACGAACUCAAAGCUCGAACAAAGGAGAAACAGUGGACAGUGGAAACAAAGGGGAAACAGUGGACAGUGGCACUCUCCGAUAUACCCGACUGGCCAAGAAUCGAAGCCGUUGCUGAGUUUACGUACCGGACACGAUUGCUUGGCAAAACACCUUCACAGAGGGGAGUAUACACUCAACCCACAUGCCCUCUAUGUAACCUAAACUAA